AGCCACCAGCGGUUCCUCAAAUUGCACGCAGAAAUGCAGCUGUCAAUCGUGGAAGACAACUUGGUGAUCUACGUGCCAUUCGUAGUCAUAGGCGUAGACACCGUGGGGGCGGUGGGGGCGACCGCCCCCACCGGGAAAAUUUGGCCCCCACCGGGAAAUCCUCCAAAAAAUGUAUUUUUUAAAUCAAAUGAAAAUAUAAUUACGCUUUUUCGUCUUUAAACCAUAUUUUUUUACUAUUUUACUGAAAAAUAUUAAAGUAGAGUAGUAGACGUGUUGGCUAUAAGAAAUUUAAACUGGCAACGCUGGGACACCUAUUGUUUAUUUCUUUACUUCUCUUCUGCUCUGCUCUUUCAAAUUUCUAGAGUUGAAUUUUCCUUGUUAUUAGAGCACAAUGCACGUGAAAACUGCGGAGUGUUUCAGUAAAUUUGUGGCUUGCUGAACAGCCAUAGUGUUUGUGAUUUACUAGUGUAAUAGUGUACGUCUUACGUCAUGUAAGUGAGUAGUGACGUGUAAUAUUUAGAUUCGUUUGCAAGUUUUUAUGGUGAAAUGGAUAAAUUCGUUAUCCGAUCAAAGAAAAACAGUUCUGAUUUUCAAUCAGUACCAGCUGUUACAGUAUCCCCGUGUAGUAACAGUGAAGAAAUAGUUGACGUUCACGAAGAUUUUAAUGAACCAGUACCAUCUGGGUUAACAGACCAAGUUUCAGAUAGCCUGAGUGAUGUAAUACCUUUGAGUCAAUCUCAUUGUGCUUGUGCUCGUGCUGUUGCAGAAGCUUCUGCAUCAAAAUCUAAACAAAAUCCUUAUGGACGGCGGUUCAUUCCGAAAUGGACAGAGACAUUUUGGUGGAUAGAAUACCGGCUCCCAUUGCCUCGCGAAUCUAGAGAGAAGGAUGCAUUUCAAGCUUUUGUAGAAAAGGGAUUUGAUAGAUGGAAAGAUGCUAUCGAGAGAUUUAAAAUCCAUGAACGAUCUGCUCUUCACCUAGCCGCCGUUUCCGGCCCACUUGAUGCUGAAAAAACCCCAAUUUCUGCCACUUUCUCAAAUAUUCUUAAAAGGGAUAUGGAAGAUAACAGAAGUGCACUGAAGCGAAUUUUUUCGAGUAUACGAUACUUGUGCUUGCAAGGCUUAGCAAUUCGAGGCAAAACAGAAGAGACAUCUAAUCUUCGCCAACUACUUAUCGAGAGAUCUUUGGAUUAUCUUCCAUUGCAAAAAUGGUUGGAAAGGCCAGAAAAAUACAAAUGGCUUUCACCCGAAAUUUGUAAUGAAAUCAUCAUGGAUUUUUCUCUUGCAACCCAAAGGGACAUUGUUGCAACUUUGCAAAGUAGAGUUUACUUUGGUCUGAUGCUUGAUGAAUCGUCAGAUAUAUCAGCUAAGGAACAGGUUUCCAUAUAUGCUUUCGAACAGUCGAUGACGACUUUGAAAUCUAUGAAGAUAUUUUAGGAUUUUAUGAAACGGCCACAACCAAAAGCGCGGAUCUCUUUAAUAUUGUGAUGGACACCCUGAAAAGGCUGAGGUUUCCAGGAAUACCGAUAUUGCCAACACCAUGUCUCUUGUGCAGAAUUUCAUUGCAUUUGCCAGAGGAUCUCCAAAGCGCUUAGCUUGGUUCCAUAACUUCCAGGAUCAAAAUGAUAAUGCAGAUGCCAAUGGAACAUCGUUUCGUCCCUUUUGUCCAACUCGGUUUAUUAUGCGCAAGAUAUCAAUCAUAUCCAUCACUAGUAAUUAUUCUUCCCUCAUUGAAUGGCUACAAGACCUUGAAACAAAUGAAGAUUUCGUCAAAUGUAAAGCCGAAGCUGCAGGAUUUUUAGCAUCGUUCCAGAGAUUUGACACAUUUUUUAAACUCGAAAUGCUGCGACAAAUUUUUACAACGUUGGAGGAUGCAAACACCCAGUUACAAGGAGCCCAGUUAAAUUUCCAGCGAGCAGAAGCCGUUAUUGAAGCAUUGAAAAAGGUUUUCAUAGAUGUCAGAUCCGAAGAACGUUUUGAUGUCCUGUGGACGUCGGCUGAAGCUUCAGCAAAAUUUUAUGAUUUGGAUGAGCCGGAAUUGCCCCGUCAAAGAAGACCUCCGGCGAGACGCACUGGAUCGGCAGCAGCUUAUUUCCCCUCUACGCCGAAAGAAAUGUAUCGCAAGAUUUACUUCGCUGCUUACGACGGAGUCAUUGUUGGGCUUUCGGACCGUUUCGAACCAAGUUCGACUACGACCCAUUUGAAGAAAGUUGAAGAAUUUCUCAUUGGGAAAACUGGAGUUGAAUAUUUAGAGGAAUUCUAUCAGAAUGAUUUUGAAGAUUAUCAGCGACUCCUACUUCAUCGAAAUAUUGCACUGGAUGCAGCCAAGAGUGAAAAAAAAGAGAUUAAAGAUUUUCAGGACUUUCUCGACUUCCUCAAGAUGGAUCAUCAUAUGGGUAUUCGCUCUUUAGCAUCCGAAGUUAUCAAGCUAGUCAAGAUCGUUCUUACUAUGGCAGUCACGACUUGCACCGCUGAGCGUUCAUAUUCCGGUUUAAGGCGACUCAAAAGUUACCUACGCUCAACAAUGACUCAGAAAAGAUUGAACGCCGUCGCUCUACUAAACACUCACCGUGAUAUCGUUAAAACUUUUGAAUUGGACGUGCUUUUAGAUAAUUUCAUUGCCAAAGUUCACUUGCGUAUGCGAACAUUUUCUAUGUCAAAUGCCACAAACGGCAAGUCAAAUGUAAAGCCAAUUGACUCUUAGGAAUUAAUGUUUUUGUUAAGCUUAAGCAGGUGCAAUAUUCAAUAUUAUUUAUUAAUCCAGUUAUCUAAAAUCUAGAACACUUCAUUCCUUGAAUCCUUGUCCUCCUCCUUAUGAAUCAAUGCACCAUGCGCUUGUUGUUUCAAUACAGUUUCACUUUCAACAGUU
Molecule: messenger RNA, 2866 nt
Organism: Daphnia magna
Lineage: Eukaryota; Metazoa; Arthropoda; Branchiopoda; Diplostraca; Daphniidae
Product: zinc finger MYM-type protein 1
Exons: 6
Coding region: 1538-2701 (387 amino acids)
Molecular function (GO): protein dimerization activity
Source: RefSeq, a predicted model, not a curated record